This is a messenger RNA of Zalophus californianus (California sea lion), 3636 nucleotides long. It is a transcript of the gene DNAJC28, whose product is annotated as DnaJ heat shock protein family (Hsp40) member C28. The transcript has 2 exons. The record is from RefSeq and is a predicted model, not a curated record. Lineage: Eukaryota; Metazoa; Chordata; Mammalia; Carnivora; Otariidae. Bases 340 to 1497 code for a protein of 385 amino acids.
UGGGGCAGGUGGGAGCGGGGCCGGAGCCUCCGAGUUGUCCUGCCUGUGUCCCCCAGGGUCGAGUUCGUUCUAGGUGAGGUUCCUGGGUUUCCUGUUAAAGUAGGACCUCUGUGCCGAUUAGGUCCGCUUCUGUCCUCCGUCCACACUGUGGUCCCCUCAGGGUAAGACGACAGAUGGUUUAGUCCAGCGGAGACACUCCCCCUGGGCCACAGCGAGACGACAGACAGCGAAGGGCAGACCGCGCACGCAUGCGCAGAGGCGCAGCAUGGGGGCGGGAGCCGCUAAGCCCCUUCCCCAAGGCUGUGGAGACCAUCUCUAGGAAGAUCUCUGGGUACAAUUAUGAACACGAUGUAUGUGACAAUGGCUCAAAUCUUAAGAUCUCAUCUGAUAAAUGUUUCGGUGAUAUCUAAUAGAAUGAAAAUGCUCCCAUAUCUUGGUGUCAUUAAAAAUAGAAUGAUGUCAACUCAUAAAUCCAAAAAGAAGAUGAGAGAAUAUUAUAGGCUGCUCAAUCUGGAUGAAGGAUGCUCUGCGGAUGAUGUCAGGGAAUCUUUUCAUAAGCUUGCCAAGCAAUACCAUCCAGACGGUGGCUCUAGUACUGCAGAUUCUGCAACAUUUAUAAGGAUCGAAGAAGCUUAUAGGAAGGUGCUUUCCCACGUGCUAGAACAAACAAAUGCCCAACAGAAUAAAGUUGGAGAAGCAGAGGAAGAAGAAGACAAAUUCAAAUAUAAAACACCCCAACACCGGCAUUAUUUAAGUUUUGAAGGUAUUGGUUUUGGGACUCCAAGUCAACGAGAGAAGCAAUAUAGGCAGUUUAGAGCAGACCGUGCAACUGAGCAAGUGAUGGAAUAUCAGAAGCAGAAACUACAAAGCCAGUAUUUCGUCGAUAGUUUGAUUGUUAAAGAUGUAAGACAGAGUAAAGAACAAAAGAUAACUCAAGCUAUAGAGCGUUUAGUAGAGGAUCUCAUUCAGGAAUCAAUGGCCAAAGGAGACUUUGACAAUCUCAGUGGGAAGGGAAAACCUCUAAAAAAAUUUUCUGGCUGUUCAUAUAUUGAUCCCAUGACUCACAACUUGAACAGAAUAUUGAUAGAUAAUGGAUACCAACCAGAAUGGAUCCUAAUGCAAAAGGAAAUAAAGGAUACCAUUGAUCAACUCAGAGAGGCGAUUUUAGUGUCAAGGAAAAAACUUGGGAAUCCAAUGACACCAACUGAACAGAAACAGUGGAGCCAAGUUUGUGAGCAGUUUCAAGAAAACAUCAGAAAACUAAACAAGCGAAUUAAUGAUUUUAACUUAAUCGUUCCCCUCCUGACCAGCCAAAAAGUCCAUUUUGAUGCACAGAAAGAAAUUGCCAGAGCCCAGGAAGUAUAUGAAAGCCUUAUAAAAACAGAAGUCACAGAUAAAAACCCAGACAACACUGAUCAGGGAGAAGGGGAGAAAACACCUGAAGUCAAGACAAGUUUUUUUAACUGGAUGAAUGUGUGGAAAUUUAUUAAAAUAUGACCACUUAAAUAUUCACAGUACUACCUCAAACCAUUUUCAGUUGUACUGACAUCACACUUAGAAGCUGAGAUUUAUUGCUGUAACACAAGAGUCUGAGAACUGUUGAGUCUCUGUACUUUUUACAAAACUAAUCACAUCUCCAGUGAUGUGUGAGUGAGAAAACUGUUAAGAAACUGAGCCUGAGAAACGUUCAACCAGCAUUGCUCUGAGGAUGUUGCAAGAAAAGAAGAGAACUCCUGGAAAACAAUUUAACCCAUUCUGGAGUUUAAAUGUCAAUCAUGGGUGAAGUGAGUUAGGACAAGGACUCAGACGGGAUCAUAUAAAGGGUAUUCCAAAAAGUCUUAGGGCAGUUUUCAGCUCUAAUACCUCAAAAACAGUUGCUGUUGCCAUCUUCAAACAGUUACUGAAACAAACAACAACAACAAAAAAAACCUUAAAAAGUAGUAUCAAAGUUCACAAAACGAAGGAAGUAUAGACUGUAGGCAAGCAAACCUUCACAUGAUGAAUGUUUCUUGCAAGGUUGCUGCAUUUAUACACCUGAGGUUAUUAAAGCUUACAACUGUUCUAAGACUUUUAGGACACUCUAUGUGGGUGGAAAUGUUACGAUCUGGAAAUUAGCCCAUUGGAGUUACUGCACUCUUCCUUUUUCAUAGACCUUCUCUGUGGGUACUGAAUAAAAACAAAACAAAACCAAAAAGCACGAAAUACCUGGGUUGUUCUUUUUCCUGCCCAACUUCACUAUCUUGGCUGUAGAAAUCCAUCAGCCAAGCUAGUUGAUAUAGCUGUUCUAGAAAUAGACUCCAGUGGCCACUUUUAAAAGAGUUUGGGUGUAUUCUCUGCCCUUUCGGAGGUAAAAGAAAAAAAAAAAAACUCCUUGAGCUCAGGUGAAACUUAAGGUUUCACUUCUGGCUUCAUCUCUAAGUUUACCUGAAGCCUCUCUGUGUCAUGUCUCAGAUUCCCCGGAGGCUUUUUCCAUCUGAAAAUCUCAGUGUACGGAUCCAAUUUCCGAUCUGAGGAACCCUUUCAUAAAUGAAAAGAUGUCUGAAUUUUGCGCCAGUUUGCACUUUUGGCAAAUGACAAGAGAUUGAUAUUCAUGAGAUUGUUGCGUUCUGUCCACUUACAGAAAAUCUUACUUUUUUAGGUUUGCGUAAUUGCGUUAGCCACAGAAUUGGGCAACUAGAAGAAUACAGAGAGUGGUCAAACAGAGCGGAUCUGUUUCCUUAUUUAACUCAGAGUUCUGGAUUAUGGAUGUGGUUCAGAAGGGGCACUUGCCACCCUGAUUUUGAAAGAACAAGUUAUUUUGUAAAGUGCGUGAUGGUUAAGUAAAACUGCGUCUUCAAAGGAAAUGUCAGGACUUUCUGCUCAGAUGAUGGGGUAAUUAAUUGGUAUAAUAUGUCAUUGUUUUACUGAAUGAGUUAUGUGCCUUCUCCAGUGAUGGCAUUACUCUAAACAAAAUUGUGAACAGUAGGUAAUAUAGCUACAUAAUAAGAACUAUAGUUAUAAAACAUUUUAGAAGGCUAGGAUUCUGUGAAUCUUGUUAAGAAUGAGGGGUGCCUGGGUGGCUCAGUUGUUUAAGCAUCUGCCUUCAGCUCAGAUCAUGAUCCCAGUGUCCUGGGAUCGAGCCCCACAUCAGGCUCCCUGCUCAGCGGGGAGCCUGCUUCUCCCUCUCCCUCUGUUGCUCCCCCUGCUUGUGUGUGCCUGCGCUCUAUCUCUGUCAAAUAAAAUAAACAAAAUCUUAAAAAAAAAAAAAACAAUGGGAAUUAGAUGUAUGACACCUAGUUGCAUUGCAGCAACAUAAUACAAAGGAAACCAUUUUGGGGCACCUGGGUGGCUCAGUCAGUUGGGCAUCCGCCUUCAGCUCAGGUCAUGAUCCUGGGGUCCUGGAAUUGAGCCCCGCAUUGGGCUCUCUGCUCGGUGGGGAGCCUGCUUCUUCCCCUCCCACUCCCCCUGCUUGUGAUCUCUCUCUCCCCCUGUCAAAUAAAUAAAUAAAUCUUUAAAAAAAAAUCAAAGGAAACCAUUUUCAAUAUUGGAUAAUGGGAAGGUAAAUUUACCAGAAAGCACUAGUAAAUCCUUAAUUUCAACACAGCACGCUUUAUGUUCGUAAAUGUUGUCUAUAUUAAUAAGGUGAAUAAAGUUCAU